AUGCUUAGCUUCAUUACUCAAGCAACAAGCACUAUAGCCAAAACUGCGGCUCAUCGUCCUAUUCAAUUUAUAAUCAUUCCUUCAUUACUAGCUUCAAUUGCUUAUUUAUCUAUAGUAGAGGAAUAUGUUCCAGACUCAUCCAGUACUUCACAAGAAGGUAUAAAUUAUUAUCAUCUGCCUGAUAUUAAGGAUGAUUGGAUUCAAAUUGACGAUUUAUCAAAUUAUCCUCAUGAUGUUACUCAAUAUACUGUAUGUCCAUUAAAAUUUAAAAAAGUUCAUAAUUAUGAUGUACCUGAAAUAACAGAUUCUUUUCUUGGUGAUGAUGGUCAACCAAUGGUUAUAAUUCCUCAAUUCAAUUUAGAAUCUUCUUUAAAUUCUUUAGAUAAAAUUGUUUCAGAUGAUGGUAUUACUUGGAAAGUUAGAUCAUCUCAUAGAUUUUCCAAAUAUUAUGAUUAUUUUAAGAAUGGUAUUUUUAAUAUUAGAGAUGCUAUUCGUAAUGCUGAUAAUUUCGAUAUUAUUUUAAUAUUUGUUGCUUAUCUUGCCAUGUGGUAUACUUUAAUUAAAGUAUUUAUUGAUAUGAGACAAUUUGGUUCAAGAUUUUGGUUAGCCUUUUCAACUUUAGCAUCUUCAAUAUUUGCAUUUUUAUUUGCUUUAUUCACUUCCAUUAAAGUAUUAGAUAUUAAAGUUUCACUUUUAAGUCUUUCUGAAGGUAUUCCAUUUUUGGUUGCAAUUAUUGGAUUUAAACAUAAAAUUUCAAUUGCAGGUAGAAUUCAAACAAAAUCAACUAUAAGUACUGAAGAAGUUCCUAAAAUUGUUUCAAAUGCCAUUCUGUCCCAUACCCUUUCCAUCUUAAGAGAUUAUGCUGUUGUUAUUGGUGCUUUAGCUUCAUGUGCAAUUUAUGCUAACCAUUUAACUGGUUUACGUAACUUUUGUAUCUUGAGUUGUUUGAUUUUAUCAUUUGAUUUAUUAUUAGUUUAUACUUUCUAUUCAGCAAUUUUAGGUUUAAAAGUUGAAAUUAAUCGUGCUCGUCGUACUGAAGAUUUACAAGAUGCAUUACAAGAAGAAGGAGUUUCUUCAUUACUAGCUGCUAGAGUUGCUGAACAAUCAUCUACUAUUGAACAUCCAAAUGAAACUAAUUUCUUCACAAAGACUGAUACUUCAGUAUUAUCAUUCAAAGUAGCUAUGAGUAUUGGAUUUUUCGCAUUCCAUGCUAUGUGGUUAGGUAGUUCUUGGUUAUAUAAUACUUCAAGUGAUGAAUCACCAUUUUCAAUAAACAAUGCGGAUGUUGUUCCUAGAUUGGCUAAUGAAAUUAUUCAAAGAAUUGAUAUUGGAGAAAAAGGAACUAUUGUUACUAUGUUACCAACUAGAUAUUAUAUGCCUUUAAGUACAUUGGUUCAAAUUGAAGAUUUAUUAUUUAUCGCUUUAAAGAAAUUUAGUGAUGCAAUUAUGGAUUCAAUAAUUUCUAAAUUCAUUUUAUUUGGAUUUGCAAUUUCAGUUGUUGUCAAUGUUUAUUUCUUGAAUGCAUCAAGAUAUCAAAGUUCAGCUACUCAAAAAUUAAUUGAACAAGAAAUUGCUAGACCAAAAGAAGAACAAGCCAAAAAAGUUGAAUAUGAAAUUGAUGAAAAACUCCGUUCUUCAACCGAUGAACCACUUCCAUUAGAAGAAUGCAUUGAUAUUAUGAAGAAAGGAAAAGUCAGAACCUUAACCAAUGAUGAAGUUACUUCUUUAGUAGUACAUGGGAAAUUACCAUUAUACGCCUUGGAAAAACAAUUACAAGAUAAUACCCGUGCCGUCAUGGUUCGUCGUAAAGCAAUUGCCCAAAUCGCCAAUGUCCCAGUCUUAGAAACUGCCAGAUUACCUUAUUUACACUAUGAUUAUGAUCGUGUUUUUGGUGCCUGUUGUGAAAAUGUCAUUGGUUAUAUGCCAUUACCCGUUGGAGUUGCUGGUCCAUUAAUUAUCGAUGGAUCUCCAUAUCAAGUCCCAAUGGCUACUACUGAAGGUUGUUUAGUCGCAUCGACAAUGAGAGGAUGUAAAGCAAUCAACGCCGGUGGAGGUGUUUCUACUGUUUUGACUCGUGAUGGUAUGACUCGUGGUCCAUGUGUUAGAUUCCCAACUUUGGCUCGUGCCGGUCAAGCUAAAUUAUGGAUUGAUUCUGAAGAAGGGCAAAAAACUGUUAAGAAGGCAUUUAAUUCAACUUCAAGAUUUGCAAGAUUACAACAUGUCCAAACUGCUUUAGCUGGAACUUUAUUAUUUGUCAGAUUUAGAACCACUACUGGUGAUGCCAUGGGGAUGAAUAUGAUUUCCAAAGGGGUUGAAUAUGCCUUGAAAUAUAUGGUUGAAGAAUGUGGUUGGGAUGAUAUGGAAGUGAUUUCAGUUUCCGGGAAUUAUUGUACUGAUAAAAAACCAGCUGCCAUAAAUUGGAUUGAAGGUCGUGGGAAAUCGAUUGUCGCAGAAGCUAGAAUCCCAAGUGAUGUGGUUCAAAAGGUGCUAAAAUCUGAUGUUGAAGCUUUGGUUGAAUUAAAUAUUUCCAAGAAUUUAAUUGGAUCAGCCAUGGCUGGUUCAGUUGGUGGAUUUAAUGCUCAUGCGGCAAAUAUCGUCACUGCUGUAUUUUUAGCUUGUGGUCAAGAUCCAGCUCAAAAUGUUGAAUCAUCAAAUUGUAUAACCUUGAUGAAUAAAGAUAAAGUAACUGGUGAUUUACAAAUUUCAGUUUCUAUGCCAUCGAUUGAAGUUGGGACUAUUGGAGGUGGAACGAUUUUAGAACCACAAGGGGCAAUGUUGGAAUUAUUAGGAGUCAGAGGUCCACAUCCAACCAAUCCUGGUGAUAAUGCUAGACAAUUGGCUAAGAUUGUUGCAUCAGCCGUGUUGGCUGCUGAAUUGUCUUUAUGUUCGGCUUUGGCCGCUGGUCAUUUAGUUCAAUCUCAUAUGCAACAUAAUAGAAAAGGGGCCGUCCCAGCUGCUCCUGCUGCUGUGAAUGGAAAUGGAAAAGCUAGUGAAGAGGACUUGAAACGUCUUAAAGAGGGGUCAACUAUUUGCAUAAAAUCAUAA
Messenger RNA from Hemisphaericaspora subhashii, 3045 nucleotides. It is a transcript of the gene HMG1, whose product is annotated as hydroxymethylglutaryl-CoA reductase (NADPH). The record is from RefSeq and is a predicted model, not a curated record. Gene Ontology annotation, biological process: isoprenoid biosynthetic process; ergosterol biosynthetic process; coenzyme A metabolic process. Gene Ontology annotation, cellular component: peroxisomal membrane; endoplasmic reticulum membrane. The transcript has a single exon. Lineage: Eukaryota; Fungi; Ascomycota; Pichiomycetes; Serinales; Debaryomycetaceae. Gene Ontology annotation, molecular function: hydroxymethylglutaryl-CoA reductase (NADPH) activity; protein binding. Bases 1 to 3045 code for a protein of 1014 amino acids.